GCCUUGUCCGACAAGGUCAAAAUCUCGAAGAUAUCGGUGCAGGUGAUCAAGGCAUUAUGUUUGGAUACGCAACUGAUGAAACUCCCGAAUUAAUGCCACUCACAAUUACACUUGCACAUAAAUUGAAUAAAAGAAUGUCUGAUCUUCGUAGAAAUGGCAAUUCUUGGAUUAGACCAGAUUCUAAAACACAAGUUACUGUACGUUAUAAAAAUGACAAUGGAGCCUUAAUCCCUCUUGAAGUUGAUACAAUUGUUAUCUCCAUACAACAUUCACCUGACAUUACUUUAAAAGAUUUGCAACAACAAUUAAAUGAACAAGUUAUCAAACCAGUUAUACCUGCAAAAUAUCUUACCGAAAAAACUGUUUAUCAUUUACAGCCAUCUGGAAAAUUCAUUAUUGGUGGUCCUCAAG
Entrophospora candida is the source of this 411-nucleotide messenger RNA. The record is from the annotation of a GenBank genome assembly. NCBI's taxonomy places the organism in Eukaryota, Fungi, Glomeromycota, Glomeromycetes, Entrophosporales, Entrophosporaceae.